UUUUUGGGGCUUUUUUGGGCUUUUUUUUUUUUUUUUUUUUUUUUUUUUUUGCUUUUUUUUUUCUUCUCUCGUCCUGACCAGAAGUUAUAGCAAGGCUAAUUAAGUUGCUCUUAGUUGAGAAGUGAAUCCACUUGCCGUGGACGGCGCAAGGCGGUCAUGGAUACCCAUAUAAGAUGGAAAGAUAAACGGAGAAUAAGGGACGCCCAGAUCACUUUAGCGGUGAUUCUGCUUUUUGUCACGUCGCGUGCAAGUUCAGCGGAACCAGCAGACCUCUUGAAGAUUUUAGAUUUUCACAAUUUACCUGAGGGUGUUACAAAAACAACGGGUUUCUGCUCACAUCGGAGGUCGACACAAGGACCCGAUGUGGCGUACAAAGUAUCCAAAGAUGCCCAGCUCAGUGCCCCCACCAAACAGCUUUACCCAGGUGAUGCCUUCCCUGAGGAUUUCUCCAUCUUGGCCACAGUAAAACCCAAGAAGGGCAGCCAGUCCUUCCUGCUGUCAGUGUACAAUGAGCAGGGCAUCCAGCAGCUCGGACUGGAAGUGGGCCGAUCCCCCGUAUUCCUCUACGAGGACCAAACAGGCAAACCCAGCCCAGAGGACUACCCGCUCUUCAGAGGAGUCAACCUGGCUGACGGAAAGUGGCAUAGAGUGGCAAUCAGCGUGCACCAACAGACCAUCACCCUCAUUCUGGACUGUAAAAAGAAGAUCAACCAGAAGCUGCUUCGAAGCCCCAACCCCAUCAUUGAUACCAAAGGAAUUAUAGUGUUUGGAACUAGAAUACUUGAUGAAGAAGUCUUCGAGGGAGACAUCCAGCAGCUAAUGAUUGUAGCAGACCACCGGGCUGCCUAUGACUACUGUGAGCACUACAGCCCCGAUUGUGAAGUGCCAGUGCCCGACCGGCCGCAGAACCAGGACCCCAACACGGAGGACGAUGUCGCAGAGGAGGACAACUACUACUAUGAAUAUCCCUAUUAUGAUGACCUUGAAGGCAAGCCAUUCGAUUCAACUUCCGAAACAGAGACGACCAUUAAAGAAGUCAAGGGGACGGACGGAGGCAGUGUGGUGUCCACAGUGGAGAAAGUCGUCAGGGGCGGUUCGGGCUCCACGUCCGUUUCCACCAGCUCGACUUCCUCCAGCUCAUCAUCCAGCAGCUCAUCGGCCGGCGCCGGAGGGGAAGACGCCUACGGGGACGUGAACAACGCUUACGACUACGAUGGCUACGGCGAUACCAACUACUACUACGGCGAGUCCACCGCCACGCCUGACGGCGACACGUCUCAGCGCGUCACCGUCACCAGCAUCGGCACCGGCAGUGAAUUGGACCUCGGAGCAGUCGGAAGGAUCGAUCUGGAAGGUGGGGCCGGAGUGGACAGGAAGGUGAUCACCAGUGGAGGUGGAACUACAAUAACAGUCACCCGCAAUGUGUCGGGCGGAACAUCCUACAGCGACUACGGCAAUGGCUACGACUACGGCGUCGACAGCUACUACACAGAGGGAGACGUCGGAGGCAGCAGCAGUACAGUUGUCAUCGGUGGUGGAGGAGGAAGCAGCAGCAGUAGCACAGUUCUGGGUGGAGGCAGCCAUGGCAGCAGCAGUACAGUUGUAGUCGGUGGUGGUGGAGGCAGCAGCAGUACAGUUGUAGUCGGUGGUGGUGGAGGAGGCAGCAGCAGCAGCUCUACAAUCACCAUUGGGAGCGGGUCAGCUGGAGGAGGAUCCGUGUCUGUCAGUGGCGGUUCCGUAUCCGUGGGAGGAUCUUCUACCUCCGGCGGAGGCUCGGCAUCUGCCGGCGCCGGAACUGGCGGGGCCGCUGGGACUGACCUGACCAUCGACGGAGUCGAUGACUACACGGAUCUUGACAAGUUCAAAGAGGAGGACAUCGUCGACUACGGAGAUUUAGACAACUACGACGUCUAUGGAGACUACACUGACAAAACACUGCCUGCAGAGACCACCGACUACUUCGGCCAGGUUGACGGAGCUCGUGGUGAGAAAGGACAGAAGGGAGAACCUGCUGUUAUUGAGCCUGGUAUGCUAAUGGAGGGUCCGCCUGGGCCUGAGGGGCCAACAGGUCUCCCUGGACCCACAGGAUCUUCUGGCCCACCAGGCAGUCCUGGAGAUCCUGGAGAGAGGGGUCCUCCGGGUCGCCCUGGCCUUCCUGGUGCUGAUGGUCUGCCAGGACCCCCUGGAACUGUCCUGAUGCUGCCUUUCAGAUUAAGCGCUGGAGGGGACUCUGGGCAGAAGGGACCAGCUGUUUCAGCACAGGAGGCCCAGAUGCAAGCCAUCAUGCAGCAGGCCAGGCUGGCGAUGCGCGGUCCGACAGGUCCAAUGGGUUUGACUGGCCGACCUGGCCCUCUGGGUCCACCCGGUGUACCAGGACUGAAGGGAGAAUCUGGAGAGGCGGGACCUCAGGGGCCGCGUGGACCGUUGGGAUCAGCUGGACCCCCUGGAAAGCCUGGCAGACGGGGCCGUUCUGGAGCAGAUGGCGCCAGAGGAAUGCCAGGACAGACUGGGCCGAAGGGAGACAGAGGCUUUGACGGCCUAGCUGGACUUCCUGGCGAAAAGGGACACAGAGGAGAACCAGGCCCCUCAGGACCUCCCGGUGCUCCUGGCGAAGAUGGAGAGAGGGGGGAUGAUGGAGAGAUCGGACCCAGGGGACUUCCUGGUGAACCAGGACCUCGUGGUUUGCUGGGACCAAAGGGACCUCAGGGACCUCCUGGACCACCUGGAGUUGCUGGAAUGGAUGGCCACCCUGGACCCAAAGGAAAUAUAGGACCUCAGGGAGAGCCAGGCCCCCCCGGACAGCAAGGCAACCCCGGUGCUCAGGGACUCCCAGGGCCGCAAGGAGCAAUUGGACCUCCAGGAGAGAAGGGUCCAACUGGAAAGCCCGGAUUGCCGGGAAUGCCGGGAGCUGAUGGCCCUCCGGGUCACCCUGGCAAAGAGGGCCCGACUGGGGAGAAAGGACACAUGGGCCCUGCCGGACCUCAAGGCCCCAUUGGUUAUCCAGGACCUCGAGGUGUAAAGGGAGCUGAUGGCGUCCGAGGCCUCAAGGGAACCAAGGGUGAAAAGGGGGAGGACGGCUUCCCUGGCUUCAAGGGAGACAUGGGCAUAAAGGGCGACAGGGGAGAACUUGGACCGGCGGGACCCAGAGGAGAGGACGGCCCAGAAGGGCCAAAGGGUCGCUCAGGGCUCCCUGGAGAUCCUGGUCCUCUCGGCCCCUCUGGUGAGAAGGGUAAACUCGGAGUUCCCGGAUUGCCAGGCUACCCAGGAAGACAAGGACCAAAGGGAUCUCAGGGCUUCCAAGGCUUCCCGGGCGCCAACGGAGAGAAAGGCUCCCGGGGCACAGGAGGAAAGCCAGGCCCACGCGGACAGAGAGGACCAACGGGGCCGCGAGGAGAGAGAGGGCCGAGGGGACCGACGGGGAAAGCUGGACCAAAAGGUAACUCAGGAAAUGACGGCCCACCAGGACCUCCUGGAGAAAGGGGUUUGCCAGGGCCUCAGGGACCAACAGGUUUUCCAGGACCAAAGGGCCCUCCUGGACCCCCAGGGAAAGACGGACUGCCUGGACAUCCUGGACAGAGAGGAGAGACUGGAUUCCAAGGCAAGACAGGCCCUCCUGGUCCUCCAGGUGUGGUUGGACCUCAGGGACCAACAGGUGAGACUGGACCAAUGGGAGAUCGAGGUCAUCCGGGACCCCCAGGUCCACCUGGUGAGCACGGUCUGCCCGGAGCUGCAGGGAAAGAAGGAGCUAAGGGUGACCUCGGUCCUGCGGGCCCAACUGGUAAAGACGGCCCUCCCGGACAAAGAGGCUUCCCUGGAGAGAGAGGUCUGCCAGGCCCUGUGGGGGCUCAUGGUCUGAAAGGGAAUGAGGGUCCUCAAGGCCCACCUGGACCUGCUGGUUCUCCUGGCGAGCGGGGUCCGGCCGGCCCAGCCGGACCUACAGGCCCGCCUGGACGUUCUGGCCCACAGGGACCACCAGGCCCUGCUGGAGAGAAAGGUGGACCGGGAGAAAAAGGUCCUCAGGGCCCAGCCGGAAGAGACGGUAUUCAGGGACCUGUGGGACUACCAGGACCUGGAGGGCCACCGGGGCCACCCGGAGAGGAUGGAGACAAGGGUGAGAUUGGAGAACCAGGACAGAAAGGAAGUAAAGGUGACAAAGGAGAACAUGGUCCUCCAGGUCCUACGGGCCCUCAAGGCCCUGUCGGAGCACCAGGUCCUGCUGGUGCAGAUGGAGAGCCAGGACCCAGAGGUCAGCAGGGUAUGUUCGGCCAGAAGGGAGAUGAAGGGUCGAGAGGUUUCCCAGGACCUCCAGGCCCAGUUGGGCUGCAGGGCUUGCCUGGUCCACCUGGUGAGAAAGGUGAAACGGGAGACGUCGGUCAAAUGGGUCCACCCGGUCCUCCCGGUCCCAGGGGUCCUUCAGGUGCCCCUGGAGCCGACGGUCCUCAGGGACCCCCUGGUGGUGUUGGAAACCCUGGUGCUGUUGGAGAAAAGGGAGAUGCCGGCGAGACGGGAGAGCCAGGUCUUCAGGGGGAAGUUGGUCCGCCGGGUCCAAGAGGAGAGCGUGGAGAGAAGGGAGAGGCCGGUCCAGCUGGUGCUGCGGGACCUCCUGGCCCUAAAGGUCCACCUGGAGAUGAUGGCCCUAAGGGCAGCCCUGGUCCGAGUGGCUUCCCUGGAGACCCUGGACCACCUGGAGAGCCCGGUCCAGCUGGAUUAGAUGGCCCAGCUGGUGAUAAGGGAGACGACGGAGAGGCCGGUCAACCUGGUUCACCUGGACCCACCGGAGAGUCUGGUCCUUCUGGACCACCCGGAAAGAGAGGGCCUCCUGGAGCACCGGGGCCUGAGGGAAGACAAGGAGAGAAAGGAGCCAAGGGAGAGCCAGGCAUUGAAGGUCCCCAAGGAAAAACAGGCCCUGUGGGCCCUCAAGGAUCACCUGGAAAGCCCGGUUCUGAAGGACUCAGGGGCAUCCCCGGCGCGGUUGGCGAGCAAGGACUGCCUGGCUCUCCAGGCCCAGACGGACCUCCUGGACCUAUGGGCCCUCCUGGUUUGCCUGGUUUGAAAGGAGACACUGGUGUUAAAGGAGAGAAAGGCCAUCCGGGUCUCAUUGGUCUGAUUGGACCCCCAGGUGAACAGGGCGAAAAGGGUGACAGAGGUCUUCCCGGCCCUCCAGGAUCGUCCGGUCCCAAAGGAGACAACGGUAUCGCUGGUCCUACAGGUCCCCUCGGUCCAGUUGGACCUCCCGGCUUACCUGGUCCACCAGGUCCCAAAGGAGCCAAAGGGUCGUCUGGUCAAACAGGUCCAAAAGGAGAGACAGGAACCCCUGGUCCUCCUGGCCCACCUGGCCCUCCCGGUGACGUCAUCCACCCGCUCCCCAUCGUCAAUCCCAUUAAGGGCAGAACACGUAGGAACAUCGACGCCAGCCAGAUGGUGGACGAUGCCGCCAUGGACGCCAACUACAAGGACUACGACGACGGCAUGGAGGAGAUCUUCGGGUCGCUCAACUCGCUGAAGCUGGAGAUCGAGCAGAUGAAGCAUCCGCUGGGCACGCAGAACAACCCGGCUCGCACCUGCAAGGAUCUGCAGCUGUGCCACCCUGAUUUCCCCGAUGGUGAAUACUGGAUUGAUCCAAACCAGGGCUGCUCGCGGGACUCCUUCAAGGUCUACUGCAACUUCACAGCAGGUGGAGAGAGUUGUAUCUUCCCGGAUAAGAAGUCUGAAGGGAGCAAAAUGGCAAAAUGGCCCAAAGACUCGCCAGGCACUUGGUAUAGUCACUACAAGAGAGGUUCGCUGCUGUCCUACGUGGACGCCGAGGGCAACCCCAUUGGCGUCGUCCAGAUGACCUUCCUGCGGCUCCUGAGCGCGGCGGCCCGGCAGAACAUGACGUACAACUGCUACCACUCGGUGGCGUGGCACGACCAGGAGCAGGACAACUACGACAAGGCCAUCCGCUUCCUGGGAUCCAACGAUGAGGAGAUGUCGUACGACAACAACCCCUACAUCCGCGCCGUGGUCGAUGGCUGCGCGCUGAAAAAGAGCUACGAAAAGACAGUACUCGAGAUCAACACUCCGAAGGUGGAGCAGGUGCCUUUUGUGGACAUCAUGUUCAACGAUUUCGGCGGCUCUACGCAGAAGUUCGGAUUCGAAGUGGGGCCCGUGUGCUUCAUCGGCUGAGACCUUUUACCGAGCAAAUGGAGGAAGAAGAAAGAAAAAAAAAAGAAAAACCUACUUUUGUUUUCUCAGAAAGAAAAAAAAAA
Poecilia latipinna (sailfin molly) is the source of this 6248-nucleotide messenger RNA. Its product is annotated as collagen alpha-1(V) chain-like. The record is from RefSeq and is a predicted model, not a curated record. The transcript has 66 exons. Gene Ontology annotation, molecular function: extracellular matrix structural constituent. The coding region runs from base 157 to 6165 and encodes 2002 amino acids. Lineage: Eukaryota; Metazoa; Chordata; Actinopteri; Cyprinodontiformes; Poeciliidae.